GCCGCGCCGGGCGUCGGCACGCUCCUCAACCCCGAGCCGGACUUCUUCAUCCUCGGCAUGAAGUCCUACGGCCGCAACUCCGCCUUCCUCAUGCGCGUGGGCUACGAGCAGGUCUCGUUGCUCGUGGACAAGCUCCGGGACCGGGCGCCGCUGCCGCCCUUCGACGCGCCCGCGGCGAAGCCCGACGGGCCCAACGACAACGCCGCGCCCGCCGAGGCGCUCCUCCUGAAAAACGAUGCGAUGACGAUGAUCGCAGCAGCCCUCCGCCGGAUCGCCUGGAGCGUUCUCCUCGCGCGCGGCGGCGCGUGGUGCGAGCGCGACUACGCCGAGCUCCUCGACGACGUCGGCGCCGCGGGCCGCGCGCAGCCGGAUCCGGCGUCGUGGUUCCGCGACGUCGUGCGCCUCGCCAUGCUCGACUUCCUCGACUUCGCCGACGGCGACGGCGGCGCCGACGGCUGCCUCGCGCUGGCCGACCCCUGGGCGCGGCGCGCCUGGUCCCAGAACUCGGCGCUCUACCAGCUCUACGAGAGCUGGCGGAAUCGCGAGGCGGCGCUGACGAUGGCCGAUUUCAUCGUCGCCGCGGCGAACGGCGCGAUGCGCAACGCGUCCGCGGGCGCGCGGGACCCGCCCUUCCGCUUCGGGCGCCGGGACGCCAUGUUCUGCCCCGACGCCGCGGACCGGCUGCCGGCGUCGGGCGCCUGCGGCGAGCUCCGGCGCGUCUUCGUGGACCAGCUCGGGCUCACGUGGACGGACGCGGCGGCCCUGCUCGGCGGCUCCGCGAGCGCGGCGGGCGCCGAGGACUUCUGGGACGCGCUCCUGCGCUCCCCGGAAACCGUCGCGCCGCCGGACCCCAACGCGACGACGGCGCCCUUCGGCUUCUCCGCGUCGGCGCUCGCGGCGCUCUACUACGACGCCGGCGCGAUCGCGGAGCCGUGCUGCGCGACGACGCGCGGCGCCUGCGGCGACCUCGAGCGCUGCGCC
Aureococcus anophagefferens is the source of this 981-nucleotide messenger RNA. RefSeq lists its product as hypothetical. The annotation marks the transcript as partial. Lineage: Eukaryota; Pelagophyceae; Pelagomonadales; Pelagomonadaceae. The transcript has 2 exons. Gene Ontology annotation, molecular function: peroxidase activity; heme binding. Gene Ontology annotation, biological process: hydrogen peroxide catabolic process; cellular response to oxidative stress; response to reactive oxygen species. The record is from RefSeq and is a predicted model, not a curated record.